GAGCAGAACCGCCUCAGCUGUAUCUACAGCCCAAAAUUGGUCAGCUCUCACAUGCGGCCAGACAGAGACGAGAGAGACACCUAGUGUCUCGCUGGAACCCUGCAAUGAGGCCUAUGGUGGUCUCGUGUCACUUUUUUGUUUGUUUGCAUUCCAUAAACCCUUCAUCCACACCACUCUGUCUUAAACACAUUUGAACACACAACAGUAAUCUAGUAUGAAUUAAAGGCCUAACCCUCGCCCACGGUAAAAAAAGAAAACAACAAAAAAAACGAAAUAGAUCACUCGUUCAGUCAACAGCUGCUUUCAUUAUAUUCUCUUUAAGGCCUGUACUGAUACAAUAUAAAUACAGUACAUGUUUACAGUAUGUGUUCACCCUUAGCACCUUAUUUUAUCACUGGUUUUGACACACAUGUAAUUCAUUCCCCUCUAAGAAAAAACAUAUUCAGUUUGAAGAGCAGCCUAAUUAUGGCAGACUUGCCAUAAUUAAAAGAAAUGCUCACUCACUGUCCAUGCUGUUCUCUACAAAAUCAUCUUAGUAUUCUUAGUAUUUUUAGUUUUCUUAGUAGGCCUAUUACUUUGACUGUAGUCAAACCACUCCAGCGACAGAUCACAUAGGCUGCUUAUAGGCUAUGUAGAUGAACAUAAUUAUAUGAACAAAAGACAAAACAGAUGAUACAAAUGACAGUAAGAUGUAAUGUAAACUAAAUGUCCCCACGUGAUCAUGUAGCCUUAUAUGUCCCAUAGGCUACUGCAGAAAUAUGGUUUUCAACCCAUCCAUGAAGUCUACACACAAAAGGAGAUAAAAUUAACAUGCCAUGGUGCCUCAAAAAUAUGACCGGGUCAAAUGAAUUUAAACUGAACCAGGGACCUGAAGACAGCAUUUCAGCUGUGAAAUUCAGCCCGAGCACUGCACAGUUUUUACUGGUUUCGUCAUGGGAUUGCAGUGUGCGACUUUACGAUGUUGGGAGCAAUACCAUGAGGAUGAAGUACCAGCACCCGGCUCCAGUGCUGGAUUGUGCCUUUUAUGACCCCACGCAUUCAUGGAGUGGAGGGUUGGAUAACCAGUUGAAAAUGCACGAUUUGAAUACAGACCAAGACACAAUUGUUGGAACGCAUGAUUCAGCAAUUCGUUGUGUGGAGUACUGCCCUGAGGUAAACGUCAUGGUAACGGGCAGCUGGGACCGGUCUGUUCGUCUGUGGGACCCAAGGACCCCUUGCAAUGCUGGAACAUUCACCCAACCUGAAAAGGUAUACACACUGUCAGUGGCUGGAGACAGGCUUAUUGUGGGCACGGCAGGAAGACGGGUUCUUGUUUGGGACCUCAGGAACAUGGGUUACGUGCAGCAGAGGAGAGAGUCCAGUCUGAAAUACCAAACCCGCUCCAUCCGGGCUUUUCCAAACAAGCAGGGUUAUGUGUUGAGCUCCAUUGAGGGACGGGUUGCUGUUGAGUACCUGGAUCCCAGUUUGGAAGUUCAGAAGAAAAAAUAUGCUUUUAAAUGCCACCGCCUGAAGGAGAAUGGCAUUGAACAAGUUUACCCUGUGAAUGCUAUCUCUUUUCAUAGUAUUCACAAUACGUUUGCCACAGGAGGCUCUGAUGGAUUUGUGAAUAUAUGGGAUCCAUUCAACAAGAAGCGCCUGUGCCAGUUCCACCGCUACCCCACCAGUAUUGCCUCUUUGGCCUUCAGUAUAGAUGGAAGCCUGCUGGCCAUCGCCAGUUCAUACAUGCAGGAGCAGGGAGACAUCUCGCACCCCGAGGAUGCCAUCUUCAUCCGGCAGGUCACAGACGCCGAGACCAAGCCAAAAUCAACCUGAACGUUUCCAGGGAUGAAGAGCCUCCCCAGCCCCCAUUUUUUUCCCACCUUGCUUCAUACUAGGGUUAUUUUCCAUCAUUUUAUUUUACUUCAUUACUUUAUUUUAUGGGGUAUGCGAAAACUACUGUAUAUAUUUCCUGUCCCAGUCUAGUUUUUGGUUCAAGUAUUCAUGUUUGAGUUAAUUUUCUAAUGUGUAUAUUCUUUUAGUAUGUAUGUGUAUGUACUGAAUCAAAGGUACUUACAAAAUAAACUUUUUGGAGAUUUGCUUUUCAUAAA
Engraulis encrasicolus (European anchovy) is the source of this 2087-nucleotide messenger RNA. It is a transcript of the gene bub3, whose product is annotated as BUB3 mitotic checkpoint protein. Gene Ontology annotation, cellular component: nucleoplasm; bub1-bub3 complex; mitotic checkpoint complex. The transcript is spliced from 8 exons. Gene Ontology annotation, molecular function: ubiquitin binding. NCBI's taxonomy places the organism in Eukaryota, Metazoa, Chordata, Actinopteri, Clupeiformes, Engraulidae. The record is from RefSeq and is a predicted model, not a curated record. Gene Ontology annotation, biological process: mitotic spindle assembly checkpoint signaling. Bases 811 to 1812 code for a protein of 333 amino acids.